This is a messenger RNA of Exophiala spinifera, 942 nucleotides long. RefSeq lists its product as uncharacterized. NCBI's taxonomy places the organism in Eukaryota, Fungi, Ascomycota, Eurotiomycetes, Chaetothyriales, Herpotrichiellaceae. The record is from RefSeq and is a predicted model, not a curated record. Gene Ontology annotation, molecular function: catechol 1,2-dioxygenase activity; ferric iron binding. The transcript has 4 exons. Gene Ontology annotation, biological process: catechol-containing compound metabolic process. The coding region runs from base 1 to 942 and encodes 313 amino acids.
AUGAACGGAGAAACCAAGUCAGGCGCAGCGUCGCGCUUCGACCCCAACUUUACGCAACAUGUCAUCGACGCCAUGGGGCCCAAGACCUCCCCGCGCAUGCGCGAGGUCAUGACUAGCCUGACGCGACAUCUGCACGACUUUGCCCGCGAGGUCGAGUUGACGGUGGACGAAUGGAUGGAGGGCGUGCAACUACUCAACUGGGCAGGGCAGAUGAGCAAUGAGAAACGAAACGAGGGCCAGCUGGUGUGCGACGUCGUGGGUCUAGAAUCCCUCGUGGACGAAAUCACGUACAAAAAGGCCUCCGAAGCCACCGACGUGGCCACCCAGAGUGCCAUCCUCGGACCCUUCUUCAGACACGACCAUCCGAUCCGAGAGAAGGGCGCCACGAUCUCGUUCAACACCCCCGACGACGCCACCGUCGUGUACAUGUAUGGUCGGGUGAUGGAUGCAACGACGAAGAAACCGUUGGCCAACGCCACGAUUGACGUCUGGGAAGCUUCCACAAAUGGUUUGUACGAACAACAAGACGAUAACCAAGUGGACUGCAACCUCCGCGGGAAGUUCAUUACCGAUGAGAACGGCGAAUACGCCUUUUAUUGCCUGCGGCCGACGCCGUAUCCUAUUCCCUACGACGGACCUGCUGGCAAGUUGUUGCAGCUGCUGGAUAGACACCCGUAUCGUCCGGCGCAUAUUCAUCUGAUUGUUCUCAUCGAGGGCUACAAGCCUAUCACGACGCAAAUCUUCGACAAGGACAGUAAAUACCUCGACGACGACUCCGUGUUUGCCGUCAAGGACUCUUUGGUGGUGGAAUUCGUGCCCCGAAAAGGUGACCCUCAGGCAAACUUUGAGUUGAACUAUGACAUUAUGAUGGCGCCCAUCAGUUCCAAGGGCGAAUCGGGCCCGGAGAAUGGACUGUCGACCGUCGGACAACCACAGUAUUGA